Molecule: messenger RNA, 798 nt
Organism: Dendronephthya gigantea
Lineage: Eukaryota; Metazoa; Cnidaria; Anthozoa; Malacalcyonacea; Nephtheidae
Exons: 1
Coding region: 1-798 (265 amino acids)
Source: RefSeq, a predicted model, not a curated record
AUGUUCAAGAUCGCAAUCGCCAAAUUGGAUUCCGACGGCUACAAUUACAAGAAAAAGAAGUCGAGAUCGAAGUUGAUUUCCAAUGCUGGGCAAGACCUGCAGGAUAAACCCCCUAAGAAAAUAUCUCAGGAAAUAAGAACCAAGAGAAUAAACGAGUUAAAUGAAGAUCUUAAAGAGGUUGAUCUCCAGUUAGAUUUGUGUGAGAAACAGCGAAUUAAGCAGACAAAUGUUAAGCAGUAUGCUCAGGCGAUAACCUUGACAGAGCAGAUAUCUGAGCUGCGAAUAAAGAAACGGAAACUGCAGAAUGAAUUGGCAAACUUACAACGAAAAGAGUCAAAAUCGGUAGCCUACAAGCGGAAGACAAGCCAAAAGUGCAGUACAGAUGGAUAUUCUGGUAAAUCUAGCAAGCAAAUUGAUGUCAUGUUGAAAAGAAGAGCACCUGACCAUCCUGACAACGAUGAAUUAUGUAUUGUUGCAAAGAGGAAAAGUAUUGUCGUGGAGGAAACCGAAUCAAAGCAGAGUCCAGACAAUGAUGACGGCAGAGUUGAAGCAACAUCAAGUGGUCAACAAGAAAAACAACAAGAGGUUCAGCCUGUUACAAAGAGGAAAAGUAUUGUCGUGGAGGAAACCGAAUCAGAGCAGAAUCCAGACAAUGUUGAUGACAGAUUUGAAGAACCAGCAAGUGGUCAACAAGAAAAUCAACAAGAGGUUCAGCCCGAAAAAAAGCAAGAAAAUAUUCCUUCUGAAAAUACCCAGGACGAAACUCCUUUUUUAGAGAAAACGGAGUACCUCUUAUAG